Messenger RNA from Thunnus maccoyii (southern bluefin tuna), 2197 nucleotides. Its product is annotated as E3 ubiquitin-protein ligase MYLIP-A-like. The record is from RefSeq and is a predicted model, not a curated record. Gene Ontology annotation, cellular component: cytoskeleton. Bases 134 to 1582 code for a protein of 482 amino acids. The transcript is spliced from 7 exons. Gene Ontology annotation, molecular function: ubiquitin-protein transferase activity. Gene Ontology annotation, biological process: ubiquitin-dependent protein catabolic process. NCBI's taxonomy places the organism in Eukaryota, Metazoa, Chordata, Actinopteri, Scombriformes, Scombridae.
CAGCUUCGCCACACGGAGUGAAAGGGCUAAGAAAGUGACGAAGGCUUGAUGUAGGGGGGUUCAAGAAGGCUCGAGCAUUGUUUUAUUAUUUUAAAGAGUGGCACACCAAAGAUUUACUGAAUACACAGCCAAAAUGCUUUGCCACGUUACUCGUCCGGACUCGGUAGUGAUGGAAGUGGAAGUUGAUGCGAAGGCGAACGGUGAAGACUGUCUGAAUAAGGUUUGCAGAAAGUUGGGCAUAAUUGAAGUGGACUACUUUGGGCUGCAGUUCACAGGCGGUAAAGGAGAGAACCUGUGGCUGAAUCUGAGGAAUCGCAUCUGCCAGCAGAUGGAUAAUGUGACGCCGUGUCGACUGAGGCUGCGGGUCAAGUUCUUUGUGGAGCCCCAUCUCAUUCUGCAGGAACAGACGAGACAUGUCUUCUUCAUGCACGUGAAGGAGGACCUCCAUAACGGUCACCUGCGUAUGGGCUCAGAACAGGCAGAGGAGCUGAGUGCACUCCUGGCACAGGCCGAGUUUGGUGACUACAACCAAAACACAGCCCAGUACUGGUACUCAGAGCUGUGUGGAGAGGAGCCAAGCCCUGCCACCAUCAACAGUAUCGUAUCCAGACACAAGGCUCUGGAGGGUUCGAGCCAGGGCUCAGUAGAGUAUCAGGCCCUACAGCUGGUCUCCUCUCUGGAGCAUUACGGCGUGGAGUGGCACUGGGCCCGCGACGCAAAUGGCCAACGGCUGGCCAUAGGAGUCGGUCCGGAGGGCAUCGCUGUUUGCAAGGAGGACUUCAGCUUAGUCAACAGAGUAAGCUAUCCCAUCAUUCAGAUCGCCACCCAGUCUGGGAAAACUGUGUACCUGACAGUAACCAAGGACACAAACGACAGCGUGGUGCUUUUGUUCAAGCUGAUCAGUAACCGGGCAGCCAGCGGCCUGUACCGGGCCAUCACAGAAACCCACGCCUUCUACAGAUGCGACACAGUUACGAACGCAGUGAUGAUGCAGUACAGCCGAGACUUCAAGGGCCACCUGGCUUCACUUUUCCUCAACGAAAACAUCAACCUGGGCAAGAAGUACGUUUUCGACAUCCGACGUACCUCCAAGGAAGUGUACGACCACGCCCGCCGUGCCCUCUACAACUCUGGCGUCGUGGACCUGGUUUCUCGCUCCGGCAGCGGGGAACGCUCGUCUCCUUCACGCUCCCCAAGCAGGGACAACCAGCAGGACGAGGGGCUGGACUGCGGGAGCUGCCAGCAGAGCCGAGCCUUGCAAGAGAGGCUGCAGAAGCUCCGAGAAGCUCUGUUAUGCAUGCUGUGCUGCGAGGAGGAGAUAGACGCUGCAUUCUGCCCCUGUGGCCAUAUGGUGUGCUGCCAGACCUGCGCAAAUCAGCUUCAGUUGUGUCCCGUGUGUCGCUCGGAGGUGGAGCACGUGCAGCACGUCUACCUGCCCACCUGCACCAGCCUGCUGAGCCUGGCGCUCACCGACAACCACCAACAACACCGCAGCAACAUCCCAGCGCCCAUCCACAGAGACAUGGCUUCUCCUCACAGCUGUUCGGCCACAGAAUACGACCACAAGAUCUACCACACAUAAAGACAUUUCCGCUAAAGCCACCAAACUCCACGAACACUUUGAAGCUAUACCAGCCAGAUGAAAGUUUAUUAUAGAACAUUUGGACGUCCGUCUGUGUUUCCUGCCUGGACUCCAUGAACCUCCAAACAUAUAGAAACUCCGGAGCGUAAUCAGACAUCGACGCACUCAAGCCACUCCUUCAACUUAUACGUGUGUGUGUGUGCGUGUGCGUGUGUGUGUGUGCUUUUUAUUGUUACUUCCCUUCCGUUCAGGCUUUCACUGUGUUUGGCUGGUUCUUGGUAUUGUUGGUUAUGCUAAGACAUCUGUGUCAUUCUGUCAAAAUCUUGUUUGUUUUUAUACAGCUCCUUAUCCCCCCCCCUGCCACACAAUGGUUUUAGAUUGGGCUCUUAUUGUCCAUGUUAAGUAAAUUAUUGCAUCAGUUGACCUGAUACAAAAUAGAAACAUUCUUUUUUUUUUCGUUUUCAUUUUUUUGAAUUAUGCUUUGAAUUUGUGUUUUUUGGUUUAUCUUCUUUGCUCCAUAUCAGGCUCCUAGCCCCAGAACCCAAACCAUAUGACGAACGUAUGUGUUUUAGAAUAGCUAAGCACUGUACAUAAUGGUUGAGUCUUUUUUUUUUU